Alligator sinensis (Chinese alligator) is the source of this 1111-nucleotide messenger RNA. It is a transcript of the gene SPC24, whose product is annotated as SPC24, NDC80 kinetochore complex component. NCBI's taxonomy places the organism in Eukaryota, Metazoa, Chordata, Crocodylia, Alligatoridae. The transcript is spliced from 7 exons. Bases 261 to 926 code for a protein of 221 amino acids. The record is from RefSeq and is a predicted model, not a curated record.
AGCCAAUGACAUGGCGCAGGGGGUAGGACGAGGGGCAAGGCUCCCCCUCUGAGGUGCGGCGGUGGGAGCAUAUAGGGUCGGGGUGCAGCGGUGAGUGCAGGGCACCGGGAUCGGGAUUCUCAUCCUCCAUCCCGAUCAGACCCAGCAGGGCCACAGCCCCUGGACACCUUGCUCUGCACAGGUGACAUCCCUGCCAGAGCAUAGGGAGUGCUGGGACGUAGCUUGCAGGGCUGGAGCCACGGGAGGGGGCAGGGGCAGCUAUGCUCAGUGAAGGGAUGCAGGAAAUGGAGGUCAUCAGCACAAUGCUGCUGAAAGUGAUGGCAUCUGGGCGUGUGGAGGCCCAACUGCACCACAGCCUUGAGCAACAGGAGCGGGUGCUGGAUGAACUCCUGGACACGCAGGCCACUGCUGCCCAGCUUGUGAGAGACCUCAUGGUCACGGAGGAGAAAGUAGCCCAUCAGCUUCUGGCCAAAGAGGAGGAGUUGCAGCGCUGCCUCCAGCGGGUCCAGGCUCUGGAAGCCGAUGCACAGGCAGCCACUGAGGAGGGCACAAGGCUGCAAGCCAGCAUGGCAGCACUGUGCAUGGAGCUGGAGCAGCUGCGGGAGGAGAUGCAGCGCCUGGACCAGGAUGUGCAGGAGGAUGCCAGUGCUGUCCCACCAGCCACGUACACAGCCCAGCUGUACUAUAAGAUCAGCCGCAUCGACUGGGACUAUGAGUGUGGCCCUGUGCAGGUUAAGGGCAUUCAUUACGGUCCAGCCAUCGCACAGCCUAUCAGUAUUGACAGCAGCCAGCACUCGCGCAGCUUCGUCGCCGACUACCUGUGGAGCCUGGUGGACACAGCCUGGGAUGGGACAGGUGUGGGGAGGGCUGGGGGUCACAGUGCCCCCCAAGGGCUACCCCUUGCCAGUGCAAGUGGCUCAGGCUAAUUGCAAAGGGGUUUAUUGGUGUCAUGGUGAAAAUCAGAUCAUUAAACAGCCAGGUCCAGUCCCACAGCCUCAUGCCUCUUGGGAGCUGGGGGGGCAUCCUGGGGACUUCCAGGCCCUGAGAAAGGAAAGAGGCCAUGUUCCCCAGCAUCCUGGUUUGUGCCUGGGGGUGCUCAGUCUGGUCCAUG